Ananas comosus (pineapple) is the source of this 1862-nucleotide messenger RNA. RefSeq lists its product as uncharacterized. Gene Ontology annotation, cellular component: cytoplasm. The coding region runs from base 122 to 1741 and encodes 539 amino acids. The transcript has 5 exons. Lineage: Eukaryota; Viridiplantae; Streptophyta; Magnoliopsida; Poales; Bromeliaceae. The record is from RefSeq and is a predicted model, not a curated record.
UAUUUUACGUAUUAAACUCUUCACUUGUUUCUCGUUCUAGAGAGAGAGAGAGAGAGAGAGAGAAAGGGGAAGUGAUCGAGUAGAGAAAGAGAGACAGCUCGGAGGUAGCCGAGCUCCUCUAAUGGCGAAAUCGAAGACGAAGCAUCUCUCGUACAUCUCCGUCCCCUCUCAGAUCAUCCCCGCGCUCUCCUACUCCACCCUCCAAUCGCUCGUCGUCUCCCCUAAGAAGCUCUCCUCCUCCUCCGCCUCCUCCCGAUUUCGGAUCAAUCGCAUCGUCUCCUCGAGCCCUAGGAUCCUCCUCCUUCUUCUAGCCCUAGCUUUCCUCGGAACCCUCCGCCUCGGGCUCCGCCUCGGCCCGGUAAUCCCCUUCUCCCCCAUCCCCUGCGCCCAGGUCGGCGUGCGAUCGUCGUCGUCCUCGUUUCCGGCGUUGUCGCGGUCUUCGUCGUCGUCCUCGUCUCCGGCGGCGGAGGGGGAGUUUUGGAGGCAACCGGAUGGGAUGGGGUACCGGCCGUGCCUGAGCUUCAGCGAGGAGUACCGGGGGGAGCCGCCGGAGGGUCGCCGGAAGUACCUGCUGGUCGUCGUCGCCGGCGGGCUCAACCAGCAGCGCAACCAGAUCGUCGACGCCGUCGUCAUCGCCCGCAUCCUCGGCGCCGCCCUCGUCGUCCCCAUCCUCCAAGUUAACGUCGUCUGGGGCGACGAGAGUGAGUUCUCGGACAUUUUCGACAUGGAGCACUUCAAGAAGGUGCUCGCCGACGACGUUCGCGUGGUGUCGUCGCUCCCGUCGACGCAUGUAAUGACGCGCCCGGUGGUGGAGAAGCGGACUCCUCUCCACGUCUCGCCGCGUUGGAUUCGUGCGAGGUACCUCAAAAAGCUUAAUAAAGAAGGGGUUCUACUUUUGCGAGGACUAGAUUCCAGGCUGUCAAAAGACCUCCCGCCCGACCUCCAAAAGCUUCGGUGCAAAGUUGCGUUUCAAGCAUUGAAGUUCGCGGCGCCGAUAGCGGAGAUGGGGAACAAGCUAGCUAUGAGAAUGCGAAGCAAGGGGCCAUACCUCGCCCUGCACCUGAGAAUGGAGAAGGACGUGUGGGUGAGAACGGGGUGUCUCCCCGGGCUUAGCACUGAGUCCGAUAGGAUCAUCCAAGAAGAGAGGACGCUCCGGCCGGAGCUGCUCACCGGGCGGUCGAACAUGAGCUACCAUGACCGCAAACUCGCCGGGCUCUGCCCAUUGAACACCUUAGAGGUCGCUAGGCUGCUUAAAGCACUAGAAGCCCCAAGAAACACAAGAAUAUACUGGGCAGGCGGCGAGCCAUUCGGCGGCCCGGCCGCGUUGGAGCCGCUAACCCGAGAAUUCCCCCAUUUCUACAGCAAGGAGAACAUCUCCCUCCCCGGCGAGCUCGACCGCUUUGCCAACAAGUCCUCCCUCAUGGCCGCGAUCGACUACAUCGUGUGCGAGCAGAGCGACGUGUUCAUGCCGUCCCACGGCGGCAACAUGGGCCACCUGAUGCAGGGCCACCGCGCCUUCGCGGGCCACAAGAAGUUCAUCACCCCGAACAAGCGCCAGAUGCUCCCUUACUUUCUCGACGCCUCGCUCCCUGAAUCCGAGUUCAACCGCGUGGUGAAGGCACUGCACCAGGGCUCUGUAGGGGGGCCCGAGUACCGCACCGACAAGGUCGGCAAGGACGUUACGGCGUACCCGGUGCCUGAGUGCAUGUGCAACGGCACGGCCGCUGCAUCAGCGUUGUGACAAAAACGGUGCAUGGAUUUUGUGAAGGACAGCAGCAAGCAACGCACCGGUUGUUAAUGGGGGACCGACGAGAUUGGUGGAGAGAGAAAGAGAGCACGUAAUUAUGGUGAGUAAAUUACUG